AUGGUUGUAGAUAUAGCUCAAUCUCUACUCCACUCGAAUUCAAUUAAUACUUAUGAAAAAGUCAACGAGAUUGUCUAUCUUGGGUCGUUAAUUAAUAAUGUGAGUGGCUGCACUGAAGAAAUUAUCCGACAUGCUGGAAUGUCUAAAAGUGCAAUGAUCAACUUAAUCAAGACUACUCCGAAUCCCUUGGGCUACCAUGAGGACGAACGAGUCAAUUUUACAAGAGCUCAACAUCACCAAGCGGUUCAAACGAUCUGCAUGGAGCGGGCCCUUGCCUUCUUCGGACACAUUAUGCGAUCUUCCAGGCAUAGUCUCAAAGAGCUUAUAAUACUGGGUCAAGUCGAAGAGAAACGCGCCAAAGCAACGACCCGAGCAACUUGGUCUGAUGUCAUCAAGAAUACAGUCGUGAGUGUGGAUGCGGUCCUGGGUGGACGGGAGUUCCCUCCUGGAUUCACAUUUGGAGCAGCAACAGCCUCUUAUCAGGUCGAAGGUGCUUGGAAUGUGAGCGAUAAAUCUCCAAGUAUUUGGGAUACUUUUGUACACACCUACCCAGAAAAGAUCGUUGAAAAUGCAACGGGAGACGUAACCUGCGAUAGUUACAAUAAUUAUAAGAAGGAUAUUGAACUUGCAAAUGAAAUGGGCUUACAUUUCUAUAGAAUUUCAAUUUCAUGGCCUCGGUUGUUGCCAACUGGUUUCCCAGACAAAAUCAGUGAAGAUGGAAAAAGGUUCUACAAUAACGUCAUCAACGCGCUUCUUGAGAAGGGAAUUCAACCAGUAGUCACGCUUUAUCAUUGGGACUUGCCGCAAUCGUUACAAGAUUUGGGUGGCUGGACGAAUCCUCUUAUAGCUGAUUGGUUUGCCAAUUACGCUCGUGUUGUUUUUUCUCUCUUUGGAGAUAGUGUGAAAACCUGGAUAACUCUGAACGAACCUGUAACCUUUUGUGAAGUAUCUUACAACAAUGGUCUUCAUGCUCCAGGACACAUUAGUCCUGGAUUUGGCAACUACCUUUGUAACAAAAACGCUAUCCUCGCUCACGCUAAGGCUUGGAGAAUUUACGACAAGGAGUUCAGGACAAAAUAUAAUGGAAAAGUAUCCAUCUGCAAUCAUCUUAUCUGGCUUGAACCUCACACUGAAAGCGACGUAGAAGCAGUAGCAAAGGCAAGACAACUCAUGGUGGGAAUGUAUUCUCAUCCAAUAUUCUCCAGCGAAGGUGGUUGGCCACCAGUAAUCGAGAGGAUCGUAGCAGAGAAGAGCAAGAAAGAAGGCCUACCCUAUUCAAGACUGCCGCCUUUUACUCAAGAAGAAAUCAAUUUAGUUAAAGGGACUUACGACUUUAUGGGUUUCAACUACUACAGCUCAAGGACUGUGAAGGAGGCGAAAGAAGGUGAACAAAUUGGGCACUGGCCCUAUUAUGGUGCACCAGAUAUAGAUGUACAUCUUAGUUCGAGACCUGAAUGGAAGAAGACAGAUGCUUGGUGGUUCUAUCUAAAUCCUAAAGGCAUCCGCCAACAGCUAGCAUGGAUAAAGAGAGAGUACGGAGACAUUGAAAUUUUGAUCACUGAGAAUGGUUUCGCCAGCGCUAACCAUGGAAUUGAUGACCAGGAUCGAGUCCAAUAUUUUAAGGAUCAUUUGGAACAGAUUCUUCUCGCUAUUAAGGAAGACGGAGUCAAAAUAACUGGUUACACAGCUUGGUCGUUACUAGAUAACUUCGAGUGGGGUGAUGGUUAUAGUGUAAAAUUUGGAUUGUAUCAAGUGGACUUCGAAGAUCCAGAACGAAAGCGCACGCCUCGAGCAUCCGCGCGCUACUACGCUAGCGUUAUCAAGAGUCACUCAUUAGAUGUUGAUGAUAAAAUUACUGAUGAACUGUAAAUUACGUUUUUUAAGAAGCAUAUAAUUAGAAAUAUAGUAUUUCUUCUUUAUGAUUGAACAAAUUAUUUAAA
Messenger RNA from Melitaea cinxia (Glanville fritillary), 1940 nucleotides. Its product is annotated as myrosinase 1-like. The coding region runs from base 1 to 1869 and encodes 622 amino acids. NCBI's taxonomy places the organism in Eukaryota, Metazoa, Arthropoda, Insecta, Lepidoptera, Nymphalidae. The record is from RefSeq and is a predicted model, not a curated record. The transcript is spliced from 12 exons. Gene Ontology annotation, molecular function: beta-glucosidase activity. Gene Ontology annotation, biological process: carbohydrate metabolic process.